Molecule: messenger RNA, 2252 nt
Organism: Diospyros lotus (date-plum)
Lineage: Eukaryota; Viridiplantae; Streptophyta; Magnoliopsida; Ericales; Ebenaceae
Product: sugar transport protein 14
Exons: 5
Coding region: 473-1855 (460 amino acids)
Biological process (GO): monosaccharide transmembrane transport
Cellular component (GO): membrane
Molecular function (GO): monosaccharide transmembrane transporter activity
Source: RefSeq, a predicted model, not a curated record
GCGGGCGGGGGAUUCGCCAAUGGAGGGGAUUCAAAGAGGGCUCAUCUCUACGAGUACAAGAUUACUGCCUAUUUCAUCUUCGCUUGCAUAGUUGCCGCUCUUGGAGGCUCUCUCUUCGGCUAUGAUCUCGGAGUUUCUGUUGGGAGUUUAAUUACCAGAAGUGGGUUGAUGAGAGGAAUAACAAAUCUUUUGAUUUGGGAAGAUUGGUGGGGUUUCAUGAUGAUUUUCCCCAGAAAAUUGGGGAGAUUAGAGAGGAUAUGGCGUUUGUGGAAAAUAGUCAGCCAUCCAAUUUUGACGAGAGAGCAUCUUUUUGUAGCUGUCAGUUCUUCUUUCCACGGCAACAAGACAAAAUUUAGCAAUUGUUUUUCACUGAUUUUGUUUGCCAGUUCAGUCCUUCUGACCUUUCGAUCGUCCGUAGGCUCAAACAAGCAAUAGGGAGUGCUUUAGAAUAUCCGCAGGUGGAGUUACUUCCAUGGAUGAUUUCUUGAUAGAAUUCUUCCCAAAAGUUUACAGAAGGAAGCAUGCGCAUCUCAAGGAGACAGAUUACUGCAAAUAUGACAACCAAAUUCUCACCCUUUUCACAUCGUCCCUAUACUUUGCAGCUUUGGUCUCAACAUUUGGAGCCGAAGCUCUUACCAGGAAGAAGGGCCGACGAGCCAGUAUCCUUGCCGGAGCAGUCAGCUUCUUUCUGGGUGGACUCAUGAAUGCAUUUGCAAAGAACAUUGCAAUGCUCAUCGUCGGCAGAAUCCUUCUCGGAAUAGGUAUAGGAUUCGGUAACCAGGCUGUUCCUCUGUAUCUUUCAGAGAUGGCACCGGCAAAGAUCCGAGGAGCAGUUAAUCAGCUGUUCCAACUGACGACUUGCCUGGGAAUUCUCAUCGCGAACUUCAUCAACUAUGGGACCGAAAAGAUCCAUCCUUGGGGGUGGAGAUUGUCCCUCGGCCUGGCUACAGUCCCGGCUACUCUGAUGUUUGUUGGCGGGCUCUUCCUCCCGGAGACCCCCAAUAGUCUGGUGGAACAGGGGAGACUCGAAGAAGGAAGGCGAGUGUUGGAGAAAGUGCGAGGCACAACAAACGUUGAUGCAGAGUUUGCUGAUCUUCUCGAUGCAAGCAAUGUGGCACGGGCCAUCAAGAACCCGUUCAGGAAUCUCCUGAAGCGAAAGAAUCGCCCACAGUUGGUGAUCGGUGCUCUGGCAAUUCCUGCUUUCCAGCAACUCACCGGCAACAACUCCAUACUCUUCUAUGCCCCGGUAAUAUUCCAGAGUUUGGGCUUUGGUUCGGGGGCUGCUCUCUAUUCAUCUGCCCUCACAAGCGGCGCACUGGUUAUUGCUGCAUUGAUAUCGAUGGCAUUGGUCGACAAGUUUGGUCGAAGAGCCUUCUUUUUGGAAGCUGGUGCUGAAAUGAUCGCCUGCAAUGUGGCUGUAGGCAUUACUCUGGCCAAGGAAUUUGGGGAAGGAAAGAUGCUGCCAAAAGGCGUAGGCGUCCUCCUCGUCGUUCUGAUCUUCAUGUUCGUGCUAGCUUAUGGAAGGUCGUGGGGUCCUCUCGGAUGGUUGGUCCCUAGUGAGCUCUUUCCCCUCGAGACAAGGUCAGCCGGCCAAAGCAUUGUCGUCUGUGUCAAUAUGAUCUUCACAGCGCUUAUCGCGCAGUGUUUCCUUGCAUCGCUCUGCCACCUGCAAUACGGGAUCUUCUUGCUGUUUGCCGGCUUGAUCGUCAUAAUGAGCUGCUUCGUCUUCUUCUUGUUGCCAGAGACAAAGCAGGUUCCCAUAGAAGAGAUCCAUUUUCUGUUCGAGAACCACUGGUUCUGGAAGAGAUAUGUUGGCUCUGGCGAUGAGGAUGAGAAGCCUGUGCCACCAGCAUGAAAUUUCUGGGAAAAGCACAAAACAAUUGCAACAAUUUGGAUGCUUAUAGCUAGUUCUUUAGUUUUUCUAUCUCAAGUAAUUGUUAGUUUAGGAAGAAUACUGGGAAAAUCUCAUGCUUUAGAAAUUGUGAGCUCUCUCUGGAUUGAUAAUUCAGCAAUGAGAGGGAUAAGCAAUUGUAUAGAAUAUGGGAUCUUGCUGCUGCUUGCGAGCUUGAUUGUUAAAUUGUUAGUGUUUCUUCCUUACAAUAGUGAAUUUUUAUACAGAAUGAAACGCCUUUCUAAUUUCUUUCCUUCCAAACACAAAGUUCAGAUAGACCGCUUUCGUAAGUUUUUACAACCAGCUAAACUUUUUACUCAAAUAAAAGUGUCUUCGGCGCAAGAGGCUCUCGGCCCUGAAA